AUGGCCGAAUACUACGACGAAGACUAUGGUUUUGAAGAAUGCAAUGGUUUCACGUUAUUCAACAGCCUUAACUGUAAGGAUAUCUAUAGGAAAUUAGGUAUGCUACUAACGGACACAAAUGUUUGCUUGCAAAUCUUCACAGUCUUCAUUAACAUUUUACAUUUGAUCGUUCUAUUUCAAAAUGAGCUACGAUCAGGUGCAAUUUAUAUAUUAAUGAUCGGAAUUUGCGUAGCCGAUAUUAUCGGAUAUUUACUUGAUUUUUACACCGCCGCCAUACAUAGAUCUUGGAUCACAUCAGUCCCAUUUUCUUUCGACACAGUAUGCUUGCAAGCUGACUUUCUAAGUGUCAGUUUUGCUGAUCUUGUCAACAUACUCAUGCAGAUGGCACGUCAUGUUACAAUUUGGCUGGCGAUGAUGAUGGAAUCGAUAAGAACGUUAUCAGUUUAUUUUCCAAUGAGCAUUUGGAUCCAGAAGCUAACAAAACCAAAAACGACUAUAUUCAUAAUCUUUUUUGUGUUUUUGUGUUGGACACUGUUUUAUUCAUCUGAGUACUAUUCGGUGACAAUUCGAUGGUACCCGGAUAUUUUGGAUAAAAGAUGCUUUUCCUAUGAAGAGCAUGUCAACAAAACCAACUACGUUUUGGUAACUAAUACAAGUAGGCUUUCAUUUUCAAGUCACCGUAAUCAACUGGAGCCAUAUUUACGCUCAACUCCAGCCAUUUUAUAUCCUAUUCUCACAAUUAGCCUCCUUAUUCAACUAAGAAGCAUUCAGAUUAAACGACAAAAAGGUCUUCCAUCCAUUGUUAACUAUGCCCAGUUGAAGUAUAUUGCAUCUGAGCCUGAAGAUGACGAUGAGAUGAUUUUUGUAUUAGGAACUUUGGGAAUUGCACAAGUUUUCUGUCUAAACUUGCGCUCGUUGAAUGGAAGUUCUCAUGCUUUUAUAUGUUUCGCUAUGUCCUCGCAGUAUAGGGAUACUGUGAAGGAAAUUUUAUGUAUCACGCAGCAGAAGAAAGACGAAAAAAUAUUUUUCGUUUCAACAACUUCGGGCAGCUUGAAGGAUAAAAAGAAGAAAUUAACAAAGUCUGUCUGA
This is a messenger RNA of Caenorhabditis elegans, 1089 nucleotides long. NCBI's taxonomy places the organism in Eukaryota, Metazoa, Nematoda, Chromadorea, Rhabditida, Rhabditidae. The record is from the annotation of a RefSeq genome assembly.